This is a messenger RNA of Diplodia corticola, 4689 nucleotides long. Its product is annotated as rna-directed rna polymerase 2. Gene Ontology annotation, biological process: siRNA processing. The record is from RefSeq and is a predicted model, not a curated record. The coding region runs from base 1 to 4689 and encodes 1562 amino acids. NCBI's taxonomy places the organism in Eukaryota, Fungi, Ascomycota, Dothideomycetes, Botryosphaeriales, Botryosphaeriaceae. Gene Ontology annotation, cellular component: nuclear RNA-directed RNA polymerase complex. Gene Ontology annotation, molecular function: RNA-directed RNA polymerase activity. The transcript is spliced from 2 exons.
AUGCAGCCGCGCCCGUCUUCGCCCACUGGUGUGCGCAACUCAUCCCAUACGCCCCAUACGCCUACCCGGGGGGGCCACCAUGGGGAAAUCAAUUCCAUCGUUGAGAAACUCGAGGAGGAGUGGGAGCUCGGCCUUCAAACACGCAGUUCCUCGUACUCGCCGUCCACAAGCCAGGAACCGAGGCCUCAGCACAGGUGCUACGAAGUCAUCAAAUUGCUGUACUGGAAAGAUCGCGCUAUCCUAUACAAACAACUCCACGAAUUCAAAACCAAUGCAGCAUCAAAGCCUCACAGACAUCUCCUGUCCUAUUUACUUCACCUUGUGGAUGAAGGCUGGAAGCGAGCAAAGGCAAACCCUACCCCUCUCAGAUCCAGACGGGAGCAGCUGACUUCGCCGCAUCCCCCGGUGCCUUCACCUCUUCGCCUGGCAUCUCCAACCUCUCGCCCGGAACCCUCCUCCAUUUUCAAUCCUGGUCAUUCCCGUACUGAGCCUCAAGUGUCUUCCGAUGCCGCAAGUGAAGUAGAUGCCUUGUUCGAACCAACGCAACCGGACACCCCACCUGCCGAAGAGGACGAGGAGCCAGGCGAUGCGCCGCCAUCACCUUCGCUACAGGCGAGUGUACGGAAAAAAGAGCUCUCUGGGCCCGGUGAACAUGACUCAAGGCAUAUGCGCCCGGCCAAAAGGCUUUCGCCCUCGUCAAAAGGCGAUCAGUCACCAAAGAAAGCACGAACUACUACCCGAGGUAACCACGAACCCGAGGCUUCGUUUGCAGUUCCAAAUUCCCCGCUCGCGAGAGAGAGGCAAACAGAGGAGCCGUCGCGGAAGGAUUCGACCACUUCAUUCGCAUCGACGGCGUCAAAAUUUUCCAGGGCGGAUUCAACCUUCUCGCGCAAUGGAGAGGCCAGUAAGACGAGGGACACGUCGUUUGCCACGUCCUUCUACCCUUCUCAGCCAGGGAAACAGCAACUUUCCCAACCGGCGGAACACGACAUUCCCCAGCCAGAGGAUGAACGCUCUUUCCAGGUAGAACCAGCUCAGCAGGAGAUUUCCAGCUCAGGGAAUUAUUCUCAUGAUACAGACAUACCCUGGUAUUGGUCGCCGCGACCAAAAGACGAAUCAAAGGAUGUUGCAGAUCAGACGACAGCCGAGGUGGCGCAUGAGUCGACAGAGAGUGCCCGUUUUCGGCCUGGGGAACCUCUUGAAAGGCUCAUUGAAUUAUCUACACAUGACUCUGUGGCAUCCUCGGCGAAUCUUGUCAGCUCACCCCAACCACAGGAGCACUAUCUAACGAAGCGUUUGCCUGAACAAGGGCUAUUCGUCCCUCAAAUUGGUGCAGAGUUGAUGAAGAUGGACUUCAAAUAUCGUUGGGAGUUCUUACGCGUUGCGCUCGAGGCAGGUAUCGACACAAACCAACUCCUACCCCAAGGCCAUGAUGAGGAAUGGAAAACUUAUCAGUGCUUGUGGGAUUAUUUCCAGCAUCACGAUGCCCUCAAAGACACCUUCAAGAAGCUCAGGCGGGGCUCGAAAAGGGCUUGGGAUGCUGCCGAAGUAAAGCGCGAAAAUGGCACCUUGAAGGCCUUUGAGAACAUCACUCUCAAGGCACAAUUGGCCUUCAGCAGCACCAAAUCCGACCAGAUGUUUAAUAUCCGGCUACAACCACUUGAGCUUCAAGACGCCUCUUGCCGGUUCCAGCGAGCUUUUGGAGGUGAUCGUUUUCUAUACCUCGAAACGCCGGAAUUUCGCAGGGACAAGUUACCGCCCCAUCUGAGUGGACAGCUGGACACGAUUGAGAAAAGAUUUGUAGAAUGGCUGCUUCUCAAAAACAAGGAAUUCCUGGGCAGAGAGUGGGUCGCGAUCCAUUUCGAGAAGCUCGAAAAGAAGAAUAAAACCAAGUCCCGUCCGCAGGAUGAAGGGCGCGGAUACAGAGUCAUCCUUUUCGCCACCAAGGGGGCGGAUAUAGAGUCAAAGAAAGAGAAAGAGAUCAGAUCCGGUACCCGGCACGAAAUGUCUGCGUACGACUUGUUGAACUGGUUCAUGCCCUUGAGGAAAAACGCCGAGCAGCCGUACCUCAAGGCGUUCGCAAGGAUAAGUCUAGGUCUGACGACAACGCGCCCGGGCCUGACAUUUGAACCGAAGCAAGUCCGGUUCGUGCAGGACAUCAAAGCGAACAACGAGCGUGAAAGCAGCGAAUUCAACGACGAGACGCUUUCUUGGCCGGAAGAUGACAAAAGGAAGCGCGUCAUGAACGACGGCUGUUCUCGCAUCUCCGUCGGGGCGGCGCGGCAGCUGUGGAAGAACAUCAACAAGGACGGGCCUAUUCCAAGUACUUUCCAGGGCCGCAUCGGCGGCGCUAAAGGCAUGUGGAUGCUCAGCGCCUCGCCCGACACGCAAGACCCGAGCCAUUGCAGCGUCUGGAUCGAGGUCUCUGACAGCCAAUGCAAAUUCCAGCCGCAUGACAACGAUUCGGACCCCGUCAGGUUCACUUUCGACUUGCAUUCCACGUCGACCACGGCGGAACCGUCGAGCGUCUAUCUGUCAUUCUUUCCCAUUCUACACGACCGCGGUGUGCCGACCGCCUCUCUGCAAAAGGUCUUUGUGGAUAAUCUAGACAGGGAACGGAAGAGGCUGCUGGACGCCAUUGGAGAUCCGGGCAACCUCAGGACGUGGGUCAAUCAACAAAACAUGUUUGCCGAAGAACGGGCCCGAGAGGACGAAAUCGCGUGGCAAGGCGGCCUGCCGAAGCAGCCGCAUGAGAAGGUGAUCCUGCUGGUCGAAUCCGGCUUCGACAGUUCCUGCGAGUACCUGGCCAACGUCAUGCAAAGGCUGGUAGCCAGAAGCCUGCGGCUGUUGCGACAAAACGUCCGCGUCCCACUUCCCCGGUGCACAUACAUCAAAGGAGUAGCAGACCCCGAAGGCAUCCUCGCCCCCGGUGAGAUCCACGUGCACUUUACCAAAAGCUUCAUCGACGAGGCUUCCGGCGAGUGCUUGAGCUUUUUGGACAACCGAGACGUCCUCGUGGCCCGCAAUCCCGCCCUGAGACGGUCCGACAUCCAGAAAGUGCGUACGUGCUUCAAACUGGAGCUUGCGCACCUCAAGGACGUCGUCGUCUUCCCGACUCGAGGCAGCUUCCCCCUCGCGGGAAAGUUGCAGGGCGGCGACUACGACGGCGACACGUUCUGGGUGUGCUGGGAGCCGGACCUCGUGACGCCGUUCAAGAACGCGCCGCCGCCCCUGAACGACCCCGUCCCGGAGGACUACGGGAUCAAGGUCGACAGGAGGACGCUGGGCGAUAUGCUGGAGGGUCGGUCGAUCCGGAACUCCUUCCUGCGCGAAAGCUUCAAGUUCCACUUCCUGCCCAGCCUCGUCGGCCCGGCGACCAAGCUGUACGAGAAGGUGACCUACCAGGAAAACAGUCUCGUGUCGAAAAAGGCGGAAGCGCUGGCCGAUCUGCACGACCUGCUCAUCGACGCUACGAAGAACGGAUACAAGUUCGGCGAGGCCGAAUUCCGCGCGUUCAGGGCCAAGUUCAACAUCCCGAAGGACCUGCCGAAGCCGGAGCACGAGAAGGCUCGGGAGCAGGACCGCGACGAGACCAAGGGCGACACCAACAGGAAGGCCAAGAGAAAGCCGCCGCGGCCGCCGCCGUCGUACCCCAACAUCCUCGACACCCUCUACUUCGACACCAUCGUGCCGCACACCCGCCAAACCCUCGACGCCCUCGAACAACACUUUGCCACCGCCGCCACCGACGACGACGACCCCACCCUCACAGCCCCCUUUCUCUGCGAGAAACACGACGCCGCCGCAACCAACGACGACGACGACGACCCGGCCCCGGCCCCGACCCUAGACGACAACGCCAUCAUCCGCGACGAGCUCGCCGCGCUGACGGGCGAGUGCCAACAGCUCAACCGCCUCUGGACCAAGCUCCUCAACCAGCCCAGCGACGCCGGCGUCGGCGACGACGGCAACGGCACCCGCACCCGCUCCGGCAGCUCCCGCUCCGGCAGCUUCCUCCGCCGCACCGGCACGGGCGUCCCCGCCGACCCGCAAGCCGCCGCCGCCCUCGCCGCCGACGACGCCCGCAACGACCCGGCGUCGUACAACAACGCCGUGGCCAAGUGCCACGCCCGCUUCCGCGCCUACCGCCCCCGCUUCGCCGCCAAGAGCCCCACCAUCAGCCGGUGGGAGCGGCGGCGGUGGCCGGGGGCCCCCCACCACCACCAUUUCCCCCCUCAUCAGCCGGGGGGGUCGGCGGAGGCAUCGGCGAAGGCCUGGGCCUCGGCCACGGACAAGACGCUCCCCCCGCCGCCGCCGCCGUCCGAGUGGGACCUCCUCCGGGCGAGCGCGCUGUACCUCUGCACGGCGGAGCGCGCGCGCAACAGGUACAACUAUGGCGACGGCGACCCCCACAACCGCUGGGCCACGUUCGUGUUCCACGUCGCGGGCUGGGAGCUGUGCUGGCUGAAGGCGCUGGGCGAGGCGGCGGUGGGCACGCGGCCCGUCGUCGGGGCGUUGUAUAACCAUUUGAGGCCGGGGAAGAUGAAGGCGGUUGCGGCGCCGGCGAAGGAUGGUGGGGGUGGUGAGGGUGGGGCUGGAGCUGGGGAUGGGGAGGGGGAGGGGGGUGAGACGGAUUAUGCGAGUGCGGCGGAGGAGAUUGAGGAGGGGGAUUAUGAUGAUGUGGAGUGA